AAUAGAGUAAAUGCCAUCUACGGAAUAACUACAGGGAGCGCUUUCCUGUGUGUGGUCCGUUCGUUGAAAUGACGUUUAUAAAGCCUGCAUCCUGCAUUAUUGGAAGAUCGCAGUUUGCCUGGAUCACUGGUGCUUUUCUACUAUUUCUAAUUGCAGAUAGGUGGAUAACUUUCGCUUAUACUCAAGGUAACUAAAGGUGGACAGAUAAUUUAACUUAUGCUAGGAUCAGAAUUCCAAGGGAAACUGUUUACAUCCAGAAACACUUGCUGUAGUAUUUUAGAUCGCCUUUAUUAUGAUUGAAGUUUUAAAUGAUUGGUUUCUAUGGCGGCUAACACUCAAAGCUGACUGACUUCACUGCUAAACAGCGCUGGCAAUUAAAGCGGAACGGCCCUAAAGUAUCGGCUUGAGUUAAACUGGGAUGCAAUUUCAACAGCUACAGAAUAACGUAUAAAAACAUAAUACGGUAUCACCUGUCUUGUCAUUGAAUAGUAACUAUAUUGAACUGUCAUAAUAAAAUGUAUUAAACUUUCAUAUAUUAAGUUAAACAUUCCAACAAUUAUAACGAAUAUGUCAGCUAAAUUUACCUUUGUUCUGUUUUACAUGUCUAUGUCGUACGUCUUUGAAUUAUAAACAAUCACGAGAAGAAACCAAGGGAAAAACACUUUUUUUCUUUUUAAAGUCUUGACUAAUUCUUGCCGGGGAAAUUUCAUUUUUACAUCACCAAUGUGACAUUAACUUUGUGAAUGGCUAUCAAAAUCACCAAGCGAAUUGAAACAGCUCAGCUUUUGGUUUUCACGGAAACACUGGCUCACGCAAAAAUAUUCAAAGAAUUAAAUACUUGACUUUUUAGUUUUCAAUUGGACUUCAACGAAAAACUCCGAAAUCGAAAGCGAUUGCGAAGAUGUAGGCUUCAUUUGGUUGUUGGCGCUAUGGCCAGUAGAAUAGGAGGCCCUCCAAGUCAGUAGGGACCUUUUAUUUACCAUCAUAUAAACUAGUUAAGAAAUUUAGGCAAUAAAGAAAUCGUGAAAUGUGACCACGAUAACGAAAACUGCAGGUAUAGGCAGUGAUCAAAGUGAUCAUUUACGAUUAGCACGAUUAUCUUAAUAAAAACGCACAUUUAAGGUCUAAAACUUGAGUUCGUAGAUAGAAUAAAUCAGUACUCUAAAUGAAGUCUGUCAGGGCGUUUAGAUAAAUACUUCCUUUAAAUAAUAUGUUUAUAGCAAGGUUCAAGGUUGAGUGAAUCCAAUAAAAUAGAGAUGACGUACCUCGUCGCAGAGUUCUUUAAAAAUUAAGAAUAAUGAUAGUAAAGCUUAAUGCAUACAAUAAUUGUUCUAACGAAAGCCAUAUACUGAAACUGGUGACAUAAUAUAAUGAAAUCAUGGUAUGAUCUUGUCGAGCCUUGAUAAUUGCUAUAUUAGCGGCCCCAUGAAACGGAUGCCGACAUUUUAAUCGAGUCGAAAUCGAGCCCCAUUUAACAUAUUUGAUCAGUUUGGUCACCUUAUUGGACAUCUCUGGAAUGAUGUUUUUAAUCAGGUUUAACUGAUUCAGUCCCAUACCACAUGAAAAAAAGAUAUAUUUGCCACUCUAACUAUUAAAUCUGGCAAGCCAUUGACGUUAAAAAAAAAAAAAGAGAUUGAUGAAAAUGCAUUUUCAAAUUCCAUAAAUAUGUAUGAUCUCUACUUUCCGUUAUUUCAUUUCGUUCUUUGAUUAUUAAUAAGUUGUAAUAAUCUAGCUAUAGAUAACGAAACUGUAAUUGUAUAAACAACUGUAUUACUUGAAGGAUAUUUCCUUCCUUUCACCUCCAAAGACUGCCAUUCCGAAAUAGCAGCGAUACAUGCCUUCUUGUCAAUUAUAAAUCAUUUCCUUAAAAAUAAUAAUAAUGAUGAUGAUGAUAGACUAGACUAGGGUAGACUAGACUGGUUAAGAAACUACCUAUAAGGAGGAAAACAAAUUGUUAAAUUCAAAUUAACUAGCUCAGAUUACUUACCAAUUAAGUGUGGUGUGCCACAAGGAUCGUUUCUUGGACCACUCUUGUUUUUAAUAUGUGUCAUUGAUAUAUGUAAAAACUCUGAGAUAUUAUUAUGUACGAUGUAUGAAGGUUGGCAAAAAACCUAUACAUAAUAAAAAAAGUUAUGAUGAUAAUGAUAAUGAUGAUGAUGAGAAGGAUAAUUAUAAUAAUAUGAUAAUGAUGAUGAUAAUGUUAAUUAUAAUUAUAAUUAUAAUUAUAAUUAUAAAAUUAUAAUUAUAAUUAUAAUUAUAAUUAUAAUUAUAGUGAUAAUGAUAGUGAUAGUGAUAAUGAUAGUGAUGAUAAGAUCAACUUUUAUCCAGGGAUGUUAGUUGAGACAACCAUAAUUUUUGGUUUUAGCUUCAUGCCCAGAUGGCUGGAUUGAAGGUGUUCACGGAUACUGCUACAACUUUUCUUCCGACAACUUAACCUGGCCCCAAGCAAAAUCCGCUUGCGAAGCUGUGGGAUCUAGACUUGCG
Porites lobata is the source of this 2484-nucleotide messenger RNA. The record is from the annotation of a GenBank genome assembly. Lineage: Eukaryota; Metazoa; Cnidaria; Anthozoa; Scleractinia; Poritidae.